Westerdykella ornata is the source of this 1329-nucleotide messenger RNA. RefSeq lists its product as uncharacterized. The transcript has a single exon. The coding region runs from base 1 to 1329 and encodes 442 amino acids. The record is from RefSeq and is a predicted model, not a curated record. NCBI's taxonomy places the organism in Eukaryota, Fungi, Ascomycota, Dothideomycetes, Pleosporales, Sporormiaceae.
AUGACCGACAUGGACCUCACGUUUGACCUAAUCCCCGAGGGGGGUGCUAACAGCUUUCACUUGCUCAAUGACGAUGACGAAGUUUUCCGAACCAUCUGGGCUCAGACGACCAACAAUGAAGCGCCAUUGAGUGUGCGAGUCAAGCUUGCUGAAGUACACCAUGGCCGGAUGGUGCACGAGUCGAAGAGCUACGAGGCAACACUUUUGGUUUUCGAGAUUCGGUUCGAGAGCGUGCUGCAGGAGCGCAGGUACAAAUCUGCCCAGGUCACCUUCGAAUUCUUCGACAAGGAAGGAAAGGCCAGACGGGAUCCCCAUGUCGUCAAACUGGCGCCCGAAAACAUGCACUGGCUGAACAAGACGACCAAGGACAAGACGAGCAGCCGCGAGACGACCGUGGGAGCUAGGGUCGGCCCGGAAAUAGCUGGUGCGGAAGCCAACACGCGCUGGACGGUCGAGUACACGGAGCCAAAGAAGUUCAAGGCGACGCUGGCCGGGAAGCCGCAUUUCAGCAAGGGUCGUCUCUAUCACCAGAACCAUAAUGCUGUCACAUGGACGAUGCAGGAGAACCAGAAUGAGCAGGACGGCAUCCCCUCCUUUCUGCAGACCGCGGUGCUUCUCAAAAGAAGUCACAGUGGGCCCUUUUACGCCAAGCUGCGUAUCAAGAGCAGCGUCGACUUCGUUGCCCGUCUGCGUCGCGCCUUUCCCUUCACCACCGAUCAGGACAGGCGCAUUGAUCCCGUGGUGUUUACACCCGGUAGCGUUCAGAUGCGGAACUCGAGCAUUACCGGUAUGACCGACGCGGAUCUCAACCACAUGCACGACCUGCCCCUCCCAAACUACUUCAAGGUCAGUCUCUCCGAGGAAGACUCUCUGACUCCACCAAUUGCCGACAGACCGAGUCACACUGGGGUUGUACAGCUGCCACAACAGGACCCGUCAGCUGCCAAGUCGACAGUGUCCCAGGCGAGCAUACCUUCGGAGGAACAUUUGGAAGAGAAACAGCCAGCUCCCGAAUCAGCUGCCGACAGGGACUCAGCUUCGGGUAUAUCAGCUCCUGAUCCAGGGGCGUCCACCGAGAAAGUGAAAGAGGUGAAGGCCCUGGGAUUGCCUUCUUCAACCCUCACCAGCUUGUCGGCGGUUGGACAGUCUGUGGCUGAAGCUGCCAAUAAAGCAGCAGAGGCAGCACGAGCGGCAGCUCAAGCUGCAUCUGCUGCAGUCGAGGCCGCAAAUAGGGCGAGAGUCGCUGCGGAGACAGCUGCAUUGGCUGCAGCGGAAGCCGCCUUGAUUGCGGUGGAUGCGGAACGUGUGGGGGCUAGAAUCAGGGAUUGA